Messenger RNA from Plasmopara halstedii, 3921 nucleotides. RefSeq names its product DNA polymerase sigma. NCBI's taxonomy places the organism in Eukaryota, Oomycota, Peronosporomycetes, Peronosporales, Peronosporaceae. The transcript is spliced from 7 exons. The record is from RefSeq and is a predicted model, not a curated record. Gene Ontology annotation, cellular component: TRAMP complex; nucleolus. Bases 1 to 3921 code for a protein of 1306 amino acids. Gene Ontology annotation, molecular function: mRNA binding; poly(A) RNA polymerase activity. Gene Ontology annotation, biological process: RNA 3'-end processing.
AUGAGCCGCGAUACUGAUGUACUUGUUCGCGCGUUAGGAGAGCUUGCUAUGACGCUGCACAAGCAUCGUCCUGGCAACUUUACUUUCAAUAGAAAUAAGCGCACGAUUUAUAAGUGGUUGCACAGUUUAAAAGGUGAGGAGAUGGCAUCAUUGAGCUGCGUGGUGGAUGCGGGCUUCGUCAAGACGCUGCUGCUCAUGGGGUCCCGCUCAAGAGCUUGCCGAGACAAAUAUACGUGUGUACAUGAAUUUCAAUUGCUACCACAGGCUGCUAGCAUUGCCUAUAAACGCACCUCAACUAACACGCUACGACGAAACGCUGCAAGGGAUUUUGUGAAGCGUCCAAUUAUACGGACAGCAGAUGGAGAUUUUGUGAGUAGCUUUCAUACAAAAGAAUACGAAGUUUGCUGUUCUAAGCUGCUAGGAGGAUUAAGAGUACUUAACACCUUUCAGUCGUGUGAUACCGUGGCGUUGUCGAUGGAUUUUUUUCAGCCAGUAAGUAAAAGAGACAAGACGUUUGCUGCCGAGUUUUUCUACAUAAUGGAAGUGAUAGCGCAUGGGAAUUUUCUGAUGGAGCGUCCGUCUGAUACUGCGCUGAAGCAUCGUACAUGGGGAGAAACGAAGUGGCUAAGAAAUCAAAGCUUUUACUCCAUCCAAGCUCUAUUUGUUAAUCAAAUCGAACUUAACAUCUGGGCCGCAUGGAGACAACGUCAAAAAGAUGUGAACUUCGAAAUUCCUUUGCAAGGUCUCGCAUCCAAACUUUUUUUGGCUCGCGAAUGGGAGAUGGCAAGUUCUGAGCAACAAAAUGCAGUUUUAAAAGUUCUGGCUUCUAGAACAAUUGCCCAUGUUAAGGAUUUGAAGCAAUUGAUGACAAUUGAAGCUAGGGCAGCAGACAUGUAUAAGUCCGCGCGAUUCUCAUUGGAAGCACUUAUCAGCAUCUUGAUUAAGACGACAGGACCUAUGGAUCACGGUGCACCCGUUGAUAUUUGUUUCACAGUUUCUUUUGAGGACGCGUUUGUGUCUCCUCAAACAAGCAUAAUGAAGCUAAUACAAGCAGAAUACUUUCAGGAACAGUGCUCGCUACUGUUAUGUGAAAGAUUGUCGAAGAAAGAUGAGAAAUCUUUACUGAAGGGCACAGCUCAGAUAUCGUUUUCACACGACAGCAUGACGGACGAUGGAUGCAAGAAAAAUCCCAAAAGCUCCAAUCAUUCUCAGCGGCGCCGAGCUAGUCGCAAGAAAAUGAUGAAGCAACGACGUAUUGACAACGAAAUUCGCGCAGCUCAGCAUACACGCUUUCAAAGCGUAUUGCGAGAACUUCUCCAUCACUUUCGCCAAAAGCAAAAGGAGGCUGUGGCAUGCGCGGAUAAGCAGCUUCACAGAGUUAUAACACCGGUCGUCGACAGCCAGCUUACACCUGGUGGAUUGAAUUUGGGGCCCGAAGACAGAAAUCAAGGGUCUACACUAAUGCUUCAAACUACUGGUGCGACAGUCUCAUCGUCUGUCAGCUUUUUCCGAACGAACAAUGAGGAGUAUCCCGAAAAAUGCAGUGUUGCGACCGCUGGCUCGGAGUCAUCCUCAGCUGAGCGUGAUAAACUGCGUCAAGCGGAUUAUAUUAGUAACAGUGGUAUUCCGCGUGGCGAUGGCUCACAAUCGAGUUGUUUCUCCAAUGAUAGGUCGACACGUACGGCAACCGCGUCGAUCUCGCCUACUUCAUCUUUACCACUACUUUCAUUUGAAACACACGGUCUAUACUCCUCUGCAACUACGACGCCGUAUUUUCUGUCGUUGGUGUCACAGGAUGAACAAUCAUCGCGUGCUUUGCAUCGAGAGAGUGAUAAAGAUGGGGUGGAUUCUGGAAAAAACCAAUUCACUUGCGAUGAUUCUCGAAGUGUAGCUCUUGAAGAUCAUUUGAAGUCAGAAACGUCAAACCUUGAGUGGUACUUGCCAUCCGUCUUUUCACUACAAACUCCUCCCCAACGCACAUUGCCUCCAAUGCCUUCCCUCGACUGGCAUUUCGAUCACUGGCAGUUGAGAGCAUCUGAUGGAGGUAUUUCGGACAAGGGUGUAUCGUCUUCUAUGGCUGUAGCAGAGCUGGACCCGCUGCUAACGUCUUCCUCCUCAUUGUCAGCUUCUCCCGCGUCAUCAUCGCGCUUUAAUAAUACGAGGCUAUCAGGGUCAACGAAAAAGUAUUCUCUGGCAUCAUUUUCCAAAAUUGCUGGACUGGACGCGAGCAGAUGUGGAAUUGCCCAGUCAGAUUAUGACAAAUCAGAAUAUACAAGGGCAUCAAUACGAGAACACGAUAAGGGCGAUAUGACUGCUGCGGACGAGAGUGACUUUCUGUAUCAAGAAGGGGGAUUUUUUGAUCGCCAGCGUUCACUUAAACGUCGGCGGCGACCGUGGCCGCUAAACGAUACACACGAAAAUGACAACAAGGAAAUUGCGGAGGAAACUGAUGACACCAGACGAUGUGUUGGUGUGCUUACAAGAGUGAAUAGCGAUGCUUGGGCAGAGUGUGUUAAUUGUUGUAAUUGUGCUUGCCAUCGCAAUGUUUGCCUUCGAGACCAGGAGAAAAAUUCAUCCGAAGAAAAAGUUAAAAUUCAUCGUAACAAUCUUGAGCAUCAAUAUGUCGAUAAGACAUCACAUCUAUCUGCACAAUUGAGUCGAGUUUCAAAUGACGAUACAUACGCCAAAUUGACAGUGGCAUUCGAGCGCAUUACGCAGCUAGAAGACAAAUUUGCUGAAAGAACAAAGAUAGUGGACGAACAAGCUACUAACACAGCUAUCGAGAUUGCUACCUUAAAGCAAAAUGUUGCGACGUUGACAGCUCAGCUAAUCAAUGUCGAAAACAGUGUCCAAGAGUUGCAACAGCAGAGCUCCAUUAGUGUAAGCCGUCUAGAAGAUUCAUCAUUAGGCAACGCGAGCUCCUGCAGUUCGCCUCCUGCUCCAUUUUCACCCGCCCCAUCGGUAGAGCAACAAAUUGAACACCCGUCUACCGCCGCGUUUCCAGCUCCAGAUGCUUUUGCAACGACAAACUCGGCAAUGGGACCGUUCGUUUCAGUCCCUUUAUCGGUGCUACCGCCACGAAGCAAGUUGCAUUGGGAUCUUUGCGAAUUUGCUGCUCAGCUUCAAGCAGACAGCGAUGCUCGCCUCCCAGCACAACUUGCUGCACAACAGUUGUGCACGGCCACAGUGCAGUCAUUGUGGCCUCGCGCUCAGGUGCGACCUUACGGAUCGCAUGUAACAAGACUGGUGCUCCCGUCAAGUGAUGUUGAUCUCGUUAUCUGCUUACCCAAGGUACGUCGCGACGCGCCUGCUGAUGCAGCUGGUGUAUUGGAAGGUCGAAAUGCUAUAAAAGAGACAUGGCAGCAAAAUCUCGCCCGCAAGUUAAAGCAAGAGCCGUGGGUUGUGCGGGACUCCGUUAAAACGCUACCACAUGCUGCCGUUCCAAUCAUCACUCUUCUGACUGCACCGCCGUACAAUGUCAGGCUGGACAUAUCGUUCGAAGGCCCUGGCCACAAUGGGUUGGCUACGAAUGAUGUCGUUCUUGCCUUGCUGCACGAAUUUCCGCCGCUAGCCCCAAUGAUGCUUGUUCUGAAAAGUUUUGCUAUAGAGCGCGGCUUAGCGGUAGCAUACACGGGAGGACUGUCAUCAUAUGCACUAUUGCUACUUGUGGCUCGCUAUCUUCAAGAGCACAGCGACACAAUGCCUAAUGGCUUUGCAAAUGCUUCCAGAGCUGUUCAGCACAGUUUGUCAACUGCCCAAGCAGGUGUGGCCGACUUUGGUCUGAUGCUUAUGGGUUUUUUGAAUUUUUAUGGCAACCGAUUCGAUCCACGCACAACGGAUAACGAAAGAAAUUCUUUAUCUCAGAUCGAGAGUGCUUUGGAUUGUUUAACCAUUCGAUUUCAACUGUUGAUGUUGGAAUAA